AUGAACGAAUCAUUUUCUCUAUUUCUUAAGCUUUGUUACGUCUACGACAUUUUAUAUUUUGCUACUGCUGCAUUUUAUUCUGCUAUUGUUCUUGGUCAAGGAAAGUUUCCCGUAGGGAUCUAUAAUGGAAUCACAGACUUCCAGGCACCAUUUGUUUUCGAAAUUGUUUAUACUCUACAGGUGUUGUAUAUCUUUUUCACACUUACGUUCAUGGCAGGCUACGACCUUCUUUUGUUCGUCUUGGCAGGACACGCUUACUGCGAAUUUCGCAUGUUAAAAAAGGCCUUCCAAGAUCUCCCGUUCGAAAAAGGAAGUAAGGAAGAAGUAACCAGCAAGUUCAAUGAAUAUGUUGACCACCACAAUGAAGUUAUACAGUACGAUAAUUAAUCAUUUAUUUAUAGCUGAAGUGAAUAGGUACUAACGACGUGGUAGACGAGGGGUACGAAAAAUAGUGAUAAACAAAAUUGGCCUUGGACUUACAACAAUGACCAACGAAACCAAGACCCAACUUUCAAGACUAAACGA
Molecule: messenger RNA, 525 nt
Organism: Agrilus planipennis (emerald ash borer)
Lineage: Eukaryota; Metazoa; Arthropoda; Insecta; Coleoptera; Buprestidae
Exons: 2
Coding region: 1-387 (128 amino acids)
Biological process (GO): sensory perception of smell; detection of chemical stimulus involved in sensory perception of smell
Cellular component (GO): plasma membrane
Molecular function (GO): odorant binding; olfactory receptor activity
Source: RefSeq, a predicted model, not a curated record